Messenger RNA from Sipha flava (yellow sugarcane aphid), 870 nucleotides. It is a transcript of the gene Mob3, whose product is annotated as MOB kinase activator-like 3. The coding region runs from base 131 to 802 and encodes 223 amino acids. Lineage: Eukaryota; Metazoa; Arthropoda; Insecta; Hemiptera; Aphididae. Gene Ontology annotation, biological process: signal transduction; positive regulation of protein phosphorylation. The transcript is spliced from 5 exons. Gene Ontology annotation, molecular function: protein kinase activator activity. Gene Ontology annotation, cellular component: cytoplasm; nucleus. The record is from RefSeq and is a predicted model, not a curated record.
UUGAAAUGGAUAGAUGAUAAUAACUCAAAAUUUUAAUUUUAGUUAUUUUUUUUGGUAUUAUUAGUAAUAAAUAGUAAUUAUACAAUUCUAGUUUUAAUUUGUCCGAACGUUAAAUUCUUAAUCAUUCAAUAUGUCAUUUGGUGGUUUUAUUGAUUUUUUUCAAAAAGGAAAAACAUUUAGACCAAAGAAAAAGUUUUCGCCAGGUACUCUUCGCUACUCACUGUACAAACAUGCACAAGCUUCAUUGAACUCCGGUAUUAAUUUAAGAAGUGCUGUGCAAUUGCCGCCUGGUGAAGACUUAUACGAUUGGAUUGCUGUUCAUGUGGUUGAUUUUUUCAAUCGUAUUAAUUUGAUUUAUGGUACAGUUUGCGACUACUGUACUGAUACAUCUUGUCCGACAAUGAGUGGUGGCCCUAAGUUUGAAUAUUUAUGGGCUGAUAAAGAAAAGUACAAAAAACCUACACAGUUACCUGCACCUCAAUAUAUUUCACUUCUAAUGGAUUGGAUUGAAGCUCAAAUAAAUAAUGAAAAUUUAUUUCCUGUGUCAACUGAUGUACCAUUUCCAAAAACAUUUAUGCCACUUUGCAAAAAAAUACUAACUCGAUUAUUUAGAGUAUUUGUACAUGUUUAUAUACAUCAUUUUGAUCGAAUUAUAUCUAUUGGCGCAGAGCCACAUGUGAAUACUUGUUAUAAGCAUUUCUAUUAUUUUAUAACGGAGUUUGAACUAGUCAUCAAUAAAGAAUUGGAACCAUUAAUGGAAAUGACAUCAAAAAUGUGCCAGGAUUCUCUUCAAAGUCAUUAAUAUUUUUAAUAUUUUGUAACCAAAUAGUAUUAUUUUACUAAUUGUAAAUAUAUUUUUACAAACACUAU